CAUGACCAGGAGCGUCACGCGUCGUCGUCGUUUGGGGAGGCUGUGCGCGGUGCGUUCGCGGCCUACUCGCCUUUGCCGGGUUCAGGGGCGUCGAGUGGGACGGGCCUCGCUUCCUCCGGCGGCCCUUUGCGGUUACUGCUAAACAUGUCUUUUCCACCUCACUUGAAUCGCCCUCCUAUGGGUAUCCCAACUCUUCCACCUGGAAUGCCACCUCCACAGUUCCCAGGUUUUCCUCCACCUGUACCUCCUGGGACGCCAAUGAUUCCUGUGCCAAUGGGUAUUAUGGCUCCUGCACCAACAGUAUUAGUCCCAACUGCCGUGUCAAUGGUUGGAAAGCACAUGGGAAUCAGAAAGGACCAUCCAGGUCUAAAGAACAAAGAAAACGAUGAAAAUAGUGGUCCUACUACCACUGUUUUUGUAGGCAAUAUAUCUGAAAAGGCAUCAGACAUGCUUAUACGUCAGCUUCUUGCUAAAUGUGGUUUGGUUUUGAGUUGGAAGAGAGUUCAAGGAGCAUCUGGAAAACUUCAAGCUUUUGGGUUUUGUGAGUAUAAAGAACCAGAUUCCACCCUUCGUGCACUCAGGUUACUUCAUGAUCUUCAAAUUGGAGAAAAGAAAUUACUUGUGAAAGUUGAUGCCAAGACAAAAGCACAGCUAGAUGAAUGGAAGGCAAAGAAAAGGUCUUCCAAUGGGAACUCCAGACCAGAACCUACAACUGAUGAUGAUGAAGCACUUGAUGAAGAUACGAAGAGAAGAGACCAGCUAAUUAAAGGGGCCAUUGAAGUUUUAAUACGGGAAUAUUCCAGCGAGCUCAAUGCCCCCUCCCAAGAGUCUGAUUCUCAUCCCAGGAAGAAGAAAAAGGAAAAGAAGGAGGACAUUUUCCGCAGAUUUCCAGUGGCCCCACUGAUACCUUAUCCACUCAUCACCAAGGAGGAUAUCAACGCUAUAGAAAUGGAAGAAGACAAAAGGGACCUGAUAUCCCGAGAGAUCAGUAAAUUCAGAGAUACUCACAAGAAAUUGGAGGAGGAGAAAGGCAAAAAGGAGAAAGAGAGACAAGAAAUUGAAAAAGAACGCCGUGAAAGAGAAAGGGAACGGGAGCGUGAAAGAGAGAGAAGGGAGCGUGAAAGAGAGAGAGAGAGGGAGCGUGAAAGAGAGAAGGAGAAGGAACGGGAGCGCGAACGAGAACGGGAUAGAGAUCGGGACCGCACUAAAGACAGAGACCGGGACAGGGAAAGAGAUCGCGACAGAGACCGUGAAAGAAGCUCGGACCGCAACAAGGAUCGGAGCAGAUCUAGGGAGAAAAGCAGAGACAGAGAAAGGGAACGGGAAAGAGAGCGAGAGAGGGAACGAGAGAGAGAACGGGAACGAGAGCGGGAAAGAGAAAGAGAGCGGGAAAGGGAACGCGAAAAGGACAAGAAAAGGGAUAGAGAAGAAGACGAAGAAGAUGCUUAUGAGCGUCGUAAACUGGAAAGAAAGCUACGUGAAAAAGAAGCCGCUUAUCAAGAGCGCCUUAAAAACUGGGAGAUCAGAGAACGAAAGAAAGCUAGAGAAUAUGAAAAAGAAUCUGAGAGGGAAGAGGAAAGACGAAGAGAAAUGGCAAAAGAAGCAAAACGUCUAAAAGAAUUUCUGGAAGAUUAUGAUGAUGACCGAGACGACCCAAAAUACUACAGGGGAAGUGCUUUGCAGAAACGAUUGCGAGACAGAGAGAAGGAAAUGGAAGCAGAUGAACGAGACAGGAAAAGAGAAAAGGAAGAACUAGAAGAAAUCCGACAACGUCUUCUUGCAGAAGGACACCCAGAUCCAGAUGCUGAGCUGCAAAGAAUGGAACAAGAGGCCGAAAGACGGCGACAGCCGCAAACCAAACAGGAGCCAGAAUCUGAGGAAGAGGAGGAGGAAAAGCAAGAGAAAGAAGAGAAAAGAGAAGAACCUGAAGAAGAGGAGGAAGAGCCAGAACAGAAGCCCUGCCUUAAACCAACAUUACGACCCAUCAGUUCUGCACCAUCUGUUUCAUCUGCAAGUGGCAAUGCAACUCCCAACACUCCCGGGGAUGAAUCUCCAUGUGGUAUCAUCAUCCCACAUGAAAAUUCUCCUGAUCAGCAACAACCAGAGGAAUAUAGGCCUAAAAUAGGGCUAAGCCUCAAACUUGGUGCAUGUAAUAGUCCUAACCAGCCCAAUGCUGUGAAAAGAAAGAAACUCACUGUAGACAGUGUCUUUAAUAAAUUUGAAGAUGAAGAUAGCGAUGACAUGCCACGUAAAAGGAAACUUGUGCCUUUGGAUUAUGGUGAUGAAGACAAAGGCUCUUCCAAAGGCAGUGUCAAUACUGAAGAGAAGCGGAAACACAUCAAGAGUCUAAUUGAGAAGAUCCCCACGGCCAAACCAGAGCUGUUUGCUUAUCCUCUUGACUGGUCUAUUGUGGAUUCGACAUUAAUGGAACGUCGAAUUAGACCUUGGAUCAACAAGAAAAUAAUAGAAUAUAUUGGCGAAGAAGAAGCAACACUAGUCGAUUUUGUUUGUUCAAAGGUUAUGGCUCAUAGCUCACCACAGAGCAUCCUGGACGAUGUCGCUAUGGUGCUAGAUGAAGAAGCAGAAGUUUUUAUAGUAAAAAUGUGGAGAUUAUUGAUAUAUGAAACAGAAGCCAAAAAAAUUGGUCUUGUGAAAUAAAGGUUCUUUUUGUUUUUAGGGCUCCAUUUCAAUUUUUUGUUUCACAUCACUGAAGAACUUUGAAGUUUAUCUUCAGAGACAUUUGUGAGACCUGUAUUUUUUAAAUGUAGAAAAUGUGAAUUUUUUUCAUCCUCUGUUACACUGAGGUGCCCCCCUUGCUCGACUUCUAAGCUUCCUUGGUUGUAAUUAUUUGAAUCCUGCAUUGGUGUUUUUUUUUUUCAUUCACCAUGUAAUGUUACAGGAAUUGUUUAUAAAUUGCAGCUGCUGUAUACAGUCUGAUAUUCAUCUUCUAACUGAUCCUGUAAAUAUUUUUAAAAGACCCAUGUAAGGAAACAUCUGCACUUACGACAUACAAAAAUAGUUGUUUUAUGUAAAUGCAUCCCUCUUUCUUUGCCCUCCAUUUUUAAAAAAUAAUAAACUUCAGAAUACAAAGAAA
Anolis sagrei ordinatus is the source of this 3094-nucleotide messenger RNA. It is a transcript of the gene RBM25, whose product is annotated as RNA binding motif protein 25. NCBI's taxonomy places the organism in Eukaryota, Metazoa, Chordata, Lepidosauria, Squamata, Anolidae. Gene Ontology annotation, molecular function: mRNA binding. Gene Ontology annotation, cellular component: spliceosomal complex. The record is from RefSeq and is a predicted model, not a curated record. Gene Ontology annotation, biological process: mRNA processing; regulation of alternative mRNA splicing, via spliceosome.